GUUUGACAAUUGACAUUUUCUUCAGCUAACAAGAAGGAAACUACAAAGAUGCCCUCCUUUUUGUUGACCAACUUCAACAAUAAAUCAUGACGUCCAGUCUUUUGUGUCUUGAUCUUUCCUUUGUGGAAGGGGUGAAGUAUGGAGUGUGAACUCUGACUUAAUCAUUGUCAGCGCAGUUUAGCUCACAAUUCAAAUGUAUGGGUGAUCAUCCAUCUGAAAAGAUGCUGAGAUACAGAAUGUAAUGUAGAAGCUGUCAGCACAACCAGUUUUUUUUUAUCGUGUUUAUAUUUGGAUACUCCCAGUAUCGAGGCCGUGAGAUUCCCACCAUGAUGAUGUAAGAGGAAGAGGUAUAUCUCGAAAACUGAAAUCCUUGUGACAAGGUUUUCCUCUGAGUGACUGUGAGUGGGGAAGUGCCAGUAAACAGGGUCGAAGAAUCCACCCAGAAUGACAUCAAAGAAAUCCCAGAUCUCUGUGGAGCAGGAGGCGUUGCUGUGGGAUGAGAAGAUUCUUACACUGGAGACUUCCCAGGGUCUGAUCCGGGCCGUCAUCUUCUACAUUAUCAAAUGCUUUGGCAUUUUUCAAGGGAAGGAGCUGCGGCAGCUGAAGACUGAUUGCGUCAACUUUGGUGCGGACGACACAGGGAAGUAUGUUUCUCUAGAUCUUCGGAAUGUAGUCAGCGCAGGCCGGUUGAUCAAACGCUAUGACGACCCAGGGAAUCCGAGAAGUGUGUACAAAAUCUUCAAGAAGUACUGUGGGUACUUGGCAAACGAAGGGCCACUGUUAGUCCGGCCCAUUACGUCCAUCAAGGAUUACAUCUGCUAUAGCCCGUGGCCUCUGGGUAUCGCUGUCAUCGACCAAAUGGUUCAGACCAUGAUGGAGGAAGUAGGUCAGAACCAGAACUUCGGCAACGUCUCGGUGAGUCUCCUGGCGGUGAACACGCUGAAGAACUUUGGAGCUGGCAGCCAUUGCAUCGGCACGUGGGUCCUUAGGUUGUUUGCCAUGUACAUCAAGCUGUUCCAAGAUGAGUACCGCACUUGUACGGCCAUCAACUGUGAGGAACAAAGCAGCGACGCCUGCCUCAUGAUCAGCAGAGUGCUGGACCCGCCCUACCCAUCGGAUGCUUCGGAGCUCUUGAAAAAGAUGGAGAAGAAAGAACGCGACGUGCAGAAGAACUCCUCGGAGAGGCAGGAAACAUUUAAUUCCUGGAUGACCAACAUCAUGUCCGAGAACGAGGAGAACACGGACAAAGUAUACGUGAAGGAGGAAAUCAUUUCUGUGGAAGACGAACCCCAGGCUCAAGUGAGUGCGAAGGUGAGUGGAUCCCUGGCAAAGGGUCAGCUGAAGAAUGGAAAGCAGAAGAUUCCCACUCCAAAGAUGAGUAAAGUAAAAUCUCUCCUGUCUGGCGGGUCACUUCCUGAGAGUGGGAAAAAACUUUCUUCCUGGGGUAAAAAUUGUGAAAAGAACAAAGCACAUUCUAAGGCUGAUGAUGCAGCAAAGGUUAAUGAUGUAAACGUCGCUAAUAUCAAAACAGAGCCACCAGAUGAGAGUUCCUCUGAGCUGAAGAUCAUGACGGUGCUGUCAAUUACUGAUAGCGCUUUCUCUGUGCAAGUUGACGAAGGGGAAACGAUGAAAAAACGACAGGAUUCUGGUUCGAGAAUGGAAGACAGUGAAAAGAAUGGGGUGUCACAUGGAGCUAGUGUAAGUAAUGGUAGAAAAAGAAAAAGACUGGAUAGCAAUGAACAAGAUUGUGAUGUGGAGGCGCCCGAAAAGAAAUGGUCAGCUUCUAGUGAUGAAGAUCCUGACCCCAUGGAGUGGGAAGGUAAGGAGGGAGUGGGAGAAUCUGUGACCAAAGAGAACAAAUCAGAAGAGAAUGGCUCAGACAGUGACGACGGCUCAAACUGUCUGGUCAUUGCUCAUGUGGACUCUCCGGCCGCUCAGACUGACUCUGACAUUAAAAAGGUUGAUCUGUGUGAACCUGAAGGCAGCAAUACUUUUGAUGGAGGAACUCCUGAUCAAACGAGAAGCGCGGGCAGUACUGUGAGCGACACAGACAAAGGAAAUGAUAGUCCCCGUGUCGUGUCAUCAGCAACUUCAGAAAGCUCAAACGUCGAGUCGAAACCAAAAAGCAAGAGCAAUCAGCUUCCCCCGCCAGACACGAAGAAGGACAGCAUCCACAUCCUGAGGAAUCUGCUCCUUCAACAGCGAGUUGAGAACAACAGCUCUGAGACGUCGGCUGCUGGUUGUCAUGACGAUCGUGCACUGGACAAUGACGGAGAGGCUCACAAUGUCGAUGAUGCUGAAGGUGGAGACUCGGAUUUCUCCUGUUCCAGCCCUCCGGUACUCAGCCCCCAGGCAGCUUUGCCGAGUGACGCAGAGAGCAAGCAGGAAGGUCAAAACACACCUGUCACAAAACAGCAGGCAAGUGAGUCACCAUCCAAGGCUCUCGACAUUGUCAAGUUUCUCGACACUGCUCAGUUACAAAUGCAGAACUUACUGCAGUCGUCUUUGACAGACAAAGUGGACCUGUUCAAAAGUAAGGAAGGGGGGGAUGAGAGCGUUUCUGCCUCGAGAACUUUGUCACCGGCUGCCAAAUCCGCGGAGCAGCCACAAAAGAGUGAACUGUUCUCAGCAAGGAGAAGCAUCGCCAAGUCGCGAAAAGACUCCUCUCAGGAGUGUCAGUUUGCUCAAAGCAGUGUGUCAGAGUCAUCCAGUUCUUUGUCCCAAAAAUCUUGUUCAACGCCCUCUGACUCUGAUGUCCAUUGUCCUCUCUUGAGGUCAGUCCUUCAGGGUCAGACGUCGCCUUUAGACCUACCUGGCCGUGUGGGAUCGACUGAUGAGUCAUCAACCGCGUCUGACGGUUCCACCAAAAGCUCAAGGUCGCCUGGCAGUAAGCUCCCUUUACAGCUCCAGACGCAGCAGGCUCUGACGCGGGCUGAGAAAAGGGACCAAAGUCUGCUGGUGGCUCACGCAGAACGCCGGUCCCAGCUGAGAGCUUAUCUAUCUAGUACCCAGGAGGGUGUUGGUAGUAAGGUGUUGUCUCCCAGCAAAAUGCCGGGCUCCCUCAAAAACCUCAAACAUCACUCUAGUCAGUCCUCGAAAGUACGGGGCUCAGAGACUUCUUUAUUGUCACAGACACAAUCUUCAUCGUCAUCGUCGUCGUCAAAUCCAUCCCUUAUGUCAUCGUUGUUCCAGUCGGUUUCCUCUGGUGCGAAGAAGAAAAACACCGGUGUUUAUCAGUACCUUAGCAACCACACGGAGAAGGCAGUGUAUCAGACUCUACAGGUGAACUCAAAGGAUGAUUCGCACACUUUCUCCAUGGCCGAUUUACCCUGGAGCUGCUCUCCGGGGAGACAGUCAAGGGCAGCUAACUCCAUACAUUCAUCCACAACAUCAGAGAUCAACGUGGGCGAUUAUUUCCCUUCAGGCACUGUGAUACCAGCGUCUAGCUUACGUCUGCUCACACGGCAGGGUCCCCGUGGGAUGGAGAUGGUGUUGAAGUUUGAUUACAGUUGUCACGGCAACAGUGGCAGUGCAGACUGUGACAUGAGCAGCCAGGCAGAAGAAGAGGGAGGCGAUGAUGUUUCUAUAGGUGGACAAACCACGCGUAGAGAGCACUCGUAGCAGACAAUGUCCAAGGACAGUACGAUGAUCUGAGAACUUUCUGCUCCUGCUACCUUCAGGGAUGAGGAUUUUUGGCUCCCCCCCCCCCCCCCCCAGUAAUUUCUAUGAUUUUUACAAGAACAGAUGUUGUUCUGAGCGUUUCAUCAGCAAGUUGUUCGAAUGUCCUGAGCCCAGAAACUGUUCCAUUCUUGUAACAAUUAUACCUAUUACUAUUAUUUUAUGUAUCUUUCCUCGCUUUGUUGAACAUUAUGAAUUUGAAUUUUUUGACGAAGUAAAAUAUUUCUUGAGCUCAUGCUACCGGUACAGCAGAUUAAAAAACUGCUGAAAAAUGUUUUUAAGUUUUGGGCUUAGUGCAUACUAUAUAUUUUGAAUGGCUGGUAGACAGUUUUGGGAUUUUUUUUGUUCAACCCCGCACUAGCUGUUUCUAUUAACUGUUAUUUUUGUUUGCAAAUGCAACUUAUAAAUGUUCAGGUAUUUUCACAAAAUCUCGGUGGUAUCCCAAUUUCUUCUUGCACUAUCUCCAUUUUUCUGGUUAGGAUGAAAAUUACUUUGAAAGCACUGAUUCCCAGUUGCAAAAUGGGAGUUUGUACAAAAUGAAACUAAAACCCUAUGGUACCUGAGUGUUAACUGUAAAAGCUUUUAAGGCUCAAAGGGAACAUUUUUCCACAGCUUUGACAGCUGUAACAAAAUCUCCCAAGACUGGGAAGGGAAAUUUAUAUCAUCUUCAGAAGUGACUUACUUUUGUUGUAAGUAUCAUGUUACCUUUUUCUAUUGAAGAUAUGAUCACUUUUUGUAAGUUAUUCAAGGGAUGUUUACUAUGAUUUUGUCAUUCUAUGAUAGUAAGUGAAUCUCAGCUCUGGGAAAUCUUUGCGUACUGAGGGUUUUUGGUUUUUUUCAAUUCAUUUUUGUAGGGACUGCUAUUUAGAGUAUGAUUUGCUGAACUGAAAUCUGAAUUUUCCAGUACCUUCUGCAGAGAGACCGUGUGUAUGCUUGAGCUCACAAACUGUGUCAUAAAUCUAUUUGGAUCUGCUUUUUCAGUUAAUGUUUUGUCAUCUGUUUUUCAGUGUUUAGGGUUCUUGCUCUGUGAUCGUAUUUGUUGAGACAUUUUGAAAAAUUAGAGGGUUUUUAUUUUAAGAACAUAAGUGAGGCGUCGUGGUGAAAUCAG
Molecule: messenger RNA, 4786 nt
Organism: Aplysia californica (California sea hare)
Lineage: Eukaryota; Metazoa; Mollusca; Gastropoda; Aplysiida; Aplysiidae
Product: mediator of RNA polymerase II transcription subunit 1
Exons: 2
Coding region: 445-3621 (1058 amino acids)
Source: RefSeq, a predicted model, not a curated record